Nematolebias whitei (Rio pearlfish) is the source of this 6455-nucleotide messenger RNA. RefSeq names its product calcium channel, voltage-dependent, L type, alpha 1D subunit, b (gene cacna1db). Gene Ontology annotation, molecular function: high voltage-gated calcium channel activity. The record is from RefSeq and is a predicted model, not a curated record. The transcript is spliced from 47 exons. Lineage: Eukaryota; Metazoa; Chordata; Actinopteri; Cyprinodontiformes; Rivulidae. Gene Ontology annotation, biological process: calcium ion import across plasma membrane. The coding region runs from base 53 to 6352 and encodes 2099 amino acids. Gene Ontology annotation, cellular component: voltage-gated calcium channel complex; membrane.
CGCUUGGCAUGCCGCCAUUACCGCGGCUCGACGAGCACAGGACGAUGCUGAGAUGCCCGACAUGAGUUCACAGCCCUCUCUCAGCAACACUGGAGCGGCUCCUGUUGGCUCUUUGGCACAGAGGAAGAGGCAGCAGUAUGCUAAAAGCAAAAAGCAAGGAGGAUCAACCAGCAGCCGGCCACCCAGAGCUCUGUUCUGCCUCACCCUCAACAACCCAAUCCGCAGGGCCUGCAUCAGCCUGGUGGAGUGGAAACCAUUUGAUAUCUUUAUACUGCUGUCUAUUUUUGCCAACUGUGUGGCCUUAGCCAUCUACAUCCCCUUUCCUGGAGACGACUCCAACUCUACCAACCAAGAACUGGAAACGGUAGAAUAUGCCUUCCUGAUCAUUUUUACAAUAGAAACAUUUCUGAAGAUUAUUGCCUAUGGCCUGGUCAUGCACCAAAACUCCUACGUCAGAAAUGGGUGGAACAUGUUGGACUUCGUCAUCGUCAUAGUGGGGCUGUUUAGUGUGGUUCUGGAGAUGAUAACCAAAGAUGCUGACUCUGGGGGCCAGUCGGGAGGCAAACCGGGAGGAUUUGACGUAAAGGCCCUCAGAGCCUUUCGCGUCCUGCGGCCCCUUCGCCUUGUUUCUGGAGUUCCCAGUUUACAGGUGGUUUUAAAUUCUAUUAUUAAAGCCAUGGUUCCCCUGCUUCACAUUGCCCUGCUGGUCCUUUUUGUAAUUAUUAUCUACGCCAUCAUCGGCCUCGAGCUCUUCAUCGGAAAGAUGCACGCCACAUGCUAUGUAGUAAAAACAGGUGCCCUUGCAGAAGAAGAGUCCUCUCCUUGUGCAGUGUCAGGGCACGGCCGCCGCUGCCUCCUCAACGGCACCGUUUGCAGGGAAGGCUGGCAAGGCCCCAACAAUGGCAUCACCAACUUUGACAAUUUCCUGUUUGCCAUGCUCACCGUGUUCCAGUGUAUCACCAUGGAGGGCUGGACUGACGUGCUCUACUGGAUGAACGAUGCAAUGGGCUUUGAGCUGCCAUGGGUCUAUUUUGUCAGUCUGGUCAUCUUUGGAUCCUUCUUUGUUCUGAACUUAGUUUUGGGAGUGUUGAGUGGAGAGUUUUCCAAAGAGCGAGAAAAAGCCAAGGCUCGAGGUGAUUUCCAGAAGCUGCGCGAGAAGCAGCAGUUAGAAGAAGAUCUGAAGGGCUACCUGGACUGGAUCACACAAGCUGAGGACAUCGACCCUGAGAACGAGGAGGAGGCAGAUGAGGAGGGCAAGCGUAACCCGAGCAUGCCUACGAGUGAAACAGAAUCAGUCAACACAGAAAAUCCCAACGGAGAGGACGACAAAUCACCGUGCUGCGGGCCGCUGUGUCAGAAAAUAACUAAGUCAAAAUGCAGUCGUCAGUGGCGACGAUGGAACCGAUUCUGCCGCAGGAAGUGUCGCGCGGCUGUGAAGUCGGUGACCUUCUAUUGGCUCGUCAUCAUCUUGGUGUUCCUCAACACUCUCACCAUCGCCUCUGAGCACUACAACCAGCCAGACUGGCUGACUGAAGUUCAGGAUGUAGCCAACAAAGUUCUGCUGGCGUUGUUCACUCUGGAGAUGCUUGUGAAGAUGUACAGUUUGGGCUUACAGGCGUACUUUGUGUCCCUGUUUAACCGCUUUGACUGUUUCGUGGUGUGUGGUGGCAUCGUAGAAACCAUCCUGGUGGAGUUUUCCAUCAUGUCUCCGCUGGGAAUCUCAGUGUUACGCUGCGUACGCCUCCUCAGAAUUUUCAAAGUUACACGUCACUGGGCGUCUCUCAGUAACCUGGUGGCCUCUCUGCUCAACUCCAUGAAGUCCAUCGCCUCCCUGUUGCUGCUUCUCUUCCUCUUCAUCAUUAUAUUCUCCCUUCUCGGGAUGCAGCUGUUUGGGGGCAAAUUUAACUUCGACGAGACAGUGACCAAACGGAGCACGUUUGACAACUUCCCUCAGGCGCUGCUCACUGUGUUUCAGAUCCUGACAGGAGAAGACUGGAACACGGUGAUGUAUGAUGGCAUCAUGGCAUACGGUGGUCCGGCCUCAUCUGGAAUGGUGGUCUGCAUUUACUUCAUCAUCCUCUUCAUCUGUGGAAACUACAUCUUGUUAAACGUCUUCUUGGCCAUCGCUGUUGAUAACCUGGCAGAUGCAGAGUCUCUCAACUCAGCUCAGAAGGAGGAAGAAGAGGCCAAAAAGAGGAAGAAUAGUGCCAGAGACCUAAAUCCAGAUAAGAAAAUUGAAGUGACAGAAGUCAGUGAUGGUGACACCAAGGUGCCGACUGAGGCCUUGCUACAGGGAGACAAAGAGUCACAUUCUGCCAAUGAGUCUCCAGGUGAGGGUGACAACGACAACGAUGAUACUGACAACCUCCCACCCUUGGGACCCCGACCCCAGCGACUCGCUGAGCUCACCCUAAAAGAAAAAACUCCUCCCAUCCCAGAGGGCAGCGCCUUCUUCAUCUUUAGCAGCACCAACCCGUUUCGUGUGCUCUGCCAUAAGCUCAUCAACCAUCAGAUCUUCACCAACCUCAUCCUGGUCUUCAUCAUGCUCAGUUCCGUUUCUCUGGCUGCAGAGGACCCCAUACGCAACUUCUCUGCUCGCAACAUUAUACUUGGUUAUUUUGACUAUGCCUUCACGGCAAUCUUUACUGUUGAGAUCCUGUUGAAGAUGACAGCUUUUGGAGCAUUCCUUCAUAAAGGAGCAUUCUGUAGAAACUACUUCAACCUUUUAGACCUGCUGGUUGUUGGUGUGUCUCUUGUCUCCUUCGGCAUUCAAUCCUCUGCUAUAUCAGUUGUGAAGAUUCUUCGUGUUUUGAGAGUUCUCCGUCCACUCAGGGCCAUCAACAGAGCCAAGGGACUCAAGCAUGUAGUGCAGUGUGUAUUUGUAGCCAUCAGGACCAUCGGGAACAUCAUGAUUGUCACCACGCUGCUGCAGUUCAUGUUUGCUUGUAUUGGAGUGCAGCUCUUCAAGGGUAAAUUCUAUCGAUGCUCAGAUGAUGCAAAGUCCAGCCCAGAUGAGUGCAAGGGAACGUACAUUCUGUACAACAAUGGGGACGCAGCACUGCCCAUGGUGAAGGAGAGGAUUUGGCACAACAGCGACUUCAACUUUGACAACGUCCUCAUGGCCAUGAUGGCUCUUUUUACCGUCUCCACCUUUGAGGGAUGGCCAACUCUGUUGUACAAAGCCAUCGACUCUAACAGAGAGAACAUGGGACCCAUCUACAACUACCGCAUCGAGAUCUCCAUCUUCUUCAUCAUCUACAUCAUCAUCAUCGCCUUCUUCAUGAUGAACAUCUUUGUUGGUUUCGUCAUUGUUACCUUUCAGGAGCAGGGAGAAAAGGAGUACAAGAACUGUGAGCUGGACAAGAACCAGCGUCAGUGUGUAGAGUACGCACUAAAAGCCCGCCCUCUGCGUCGCUACAUCCCUAAAAAUCCCUACCAGUACAAGUUCUGGUAUGUGGUCAACUCCACUGGCUUUGAGUACGUCAUGUUUGUCCUGAUCAUCCUCAACACCUUGUGUCUGGCCAUUCAGCAUCAUGGUCAGUCUCAUUUGUUUAACUAUGCCAUGGACAUCCUCAACAUGGUCUUUACGGGAGUUUUUACCGUAGAGAUGAUCCUCAAACUUAUUGCCUUCAAACCCAGAAACUAUUUUGCUGAUGCAUGGAACACGUUUGAUGCCUUAAUUGUUGUGGGUAGCGUGGUUGACAUUGCCAUCACUGAGAUCAAUAACACAGAAGACAGCGCUCGGAUCUCCAUCACCUUCUUCCGCCUGUUCAGGGUGAUGCGGCUGGUCAAACUGCUGAGCAGGGGCGAGGGGAUCCGGACCCUGCUGUGGACCUUCAUCAAAUCCUUCCAGGCUCUUCCUUAUGUUGCCCUUCUGAUAGCCAUGCUGUUCUUCAUCUAUGCUGUAAUCGGGAUGCAGGUGUUUGGGAAAAUAGCAAUGGUGGAUGGAACACAAAUCAACCGUAACAAUAACUUCCAAACCUUUCCCCAGGCGGUGCUGAUGCUCUUCAGGUGUGCCACAGGCGAGGCGUGGCAGGAGAUCAUGCUGGCCUGUCUGCCAGGGAAGCUGUGUGACUCGGAGUCAGACUACAACCCCGGAGAGGAGAGGACCUGUGGCAGCGGCUUCGCCAUCAUCUAUUUCAUCAGUUUCUACAUGCUCUGUGCAUUCUUGAUCAUCAACCUUUUUGUAGCCGUCAUCAUGGACAACUUUGAUUAUCUGACCCGUGACUGGUCCAUUCUUGGGCCGCACCACCUGGAUGAAUUUAAAAGGAUCUGGUCUGAAUAUGAUCCUGAGGCCAAGGGCAGGAUAAAACAUCUGGAUGUUGUAACUCUGCUGAGGAGGAUCCAGCCUCCGCUGGGCUUUGGAAAGCUCUGCCCUCACAGAGUCGCCUGUAAGCGACUGGUGGCCAUGAACAUGCCUCUCAACAGCGAUGGGACAGUAAUGUUUAAUGCCACUUUGUUCGCUUUGGUCCGCACUGCUCUCAAGAUCAAAACUGAGGGUAACUUGGAGCAAGCAAACGAGGAGCUCCGAGCUGUGAUCAAGAAGAUCUGGAAGAGGACCAGCAUGAAGCUGCUGGAUCAAGUGGUUCCUCCUGCAGGCGAUGACGAGGUAACAGUGGGGAAGUUCUAUGCCACCUUCCUGAUACAGGACUACUUCAGAAAGUUCAAGAGGCGCAAAGAGCAAGGCCUCGUGGGAAGGCGGUCGUGGGAGAGGCUGAACAGCACUUUGGCUCUACAGGCCGGCCUGCGCACGCUGCAUGACAUUGGACCAGAAAUUCGUCGAGCUAUAUCAUGUGACCUUCAGGAAGAGGGACUAGUAGAUGGAACAGGAGAUGAUGAGGAGGAAAUCUACAGGCGGAAUGACGGGCUCUUUGGGAACCACGUUAACCAUGUGGAUCAGCAGGGCUCUUCCAACCCCACCACCGUCACGCAGCGCCCACUACAGAUCCUGCCUUUCUACUGCGCGCCAUCACUGGCACCCACCCAGACCGUCACCAGAACCAGCAACAGCAACAAGGAAGGAGGAACAGAGAUGAACUCCUCACCCAUGCAGUAUAAUCAUCACCCCAGCCCUCAUCUGUACGAUUACUCUCACUGUAAUUCCACCUGCCGGCAGUCACCAUUUCCCUCAAAUUCCAACCUCAACAACGCCAACUUGCCCUCGCUUCUCUCGAUGACCUCUGGCAGGCAACAGAAGUGUUUAUUACAGCGCCGUCGGCCUUCCUCCACCAGAAAUGGGUCCUCAACAACUUACAGCAGAGGGCUUCACGACAAGCCGUGGAAGUCGCACUCCACAAGGACGCGCUACUAUGAAGCCUACAUAAGGUCAAAAAAUGGUGGAGGACUUUACCCCACCAUUUGUCGAGAGCAGCCGGGGGGCAGGGACAGUGAGGACAAGCAGGGCUCGGGAGAGUAUUUCAGCGGGGAGGAAUUUCACGAGGAUGACAUCAUGCUCACAAAGGAAAGAUUGUCCAGGAAAAACUUCCAUAAUGACUCAGAGGAAGAUUUCGAGCUCUCCAGGGAUGACUGCCAAUCUGAUGGUUACUAUGACGACGACAAACAGCCUAUCUGCCAAGAUGGCCGACGGUCACCUAGGAGAUCGUUUUUACCUUCACCUCAAGCCUCCCACACACCAACAUUCAGCUUUGAGUGUCUUCGCAGAAGAAGUACAGAUGACGCUUCACUAUCUCCACCGUGCACAGUUCUUCCACUACAACUGAUGCAGCAACAGGUGAUGGCGGUAGCCGGUCUGGAUGCCAGCAGACUUCAACGGCUGUCACCUACGAGGUCGCUGCGCUCGUGGGCCACACCUCCUGCAUCCCCCAUCAGCUGUGACUGCUCACCUUCCUACACACCGCUCAUCCAGGUGGACUGGCGGAGUUCUGGCAGUGUUGGCAGCAUCCCCGGAGCCCUGACGAGGAGUUCAUGGUACACAGAUGGCCCAGAUGGCUGUCUCAGUCGCAGCCAGUCUCCAACAUGCCUGCAGUUACCUGCAGAGAGCAGAGAGCACUUUCAGCAGAAGAGACGCAGUGCCAACAGCCUGGUGGAAGCUGUUCUGAUCUCUGAGGGUUUAGGAAAAUACGCCCAGGACCCAAAGUUUGUGUCGGCAACCAAACAUGAGAUCGCAGACGCCUGCGAGAUGACCAUCGAUGAGAUGGAGAGCGCUGCCAGUAACUUGCUGAACGGCAGUAUGGGUAACGGCAGCACGGGAGGAGCGGGGAACGCCGGCUCAGAGUCCCACGCCGCCACACACCUGAGGGACCACCGUGACUACAGCGACGAGGAGCCGUACGUGGCUGUGACAUGUGAGGAGGACCUAACAGAUGAGAUGAUAUGCUUCACUUCACUAUAACAACGGCUCACGCCAGAUUACUUUUAGUAUUUUUUAUUAAACUUUUACCGAUGUUCCUCAGUGGGGGAAGGUCUCAAAUGGCCUGCAAAGGACCAAAAUAGAU